Molecule: messenger RNA, 1269 nt
Organism: Nymphalis io (European peacock)
Lineage: Eukaryota; Metazoa; Arthropoda; Insecta; Lepidoptera; Nymphalidae
Gene: Pglym
Product: phosphoglycerate mutase 1
Exons: 5
Coding region: 123-890 (255 amino acids)
Biological process (GO): glycolytic process
Molecular function (GO): intramolecular phosphotransferase activity
Source: RefSeq, a predicted model, not a curated record
CUGUUGUGAUAUUGAGAAGGUCACUGAGGUUACUAAUGUCAAAGCACAUCGGUAAAAAUUUUUACUCAGUUGAAUUGUGCCGGCAAUUCUGUGUAAUAAAAAACUAAAAAUAAAAUAUCAGAAUGACUGGAAAAUAUAAAAUUGUUAUGAUCCGCCAUGGCGAGAGCGAAUGGAAUCAGAAAAAUCUCUUUUGCGGGUGGUAUGAUGCUGACCUUAGUGACAAGGGUCGCGAAGAAGCAGUGUCUGCUGGCAAGGCUUUAAAAGCUGAAGGUUACAAGUUUGAUGUAGCGCAUACAUCAGUUCUUAAACGAGCUCAAAUUACAUUGAACACUAUUUUGCAAGAGCUAGGUCAGACUGAUAUUCCGAUAAACAAAACGUGGCGUCUGAACGAGAGACACUAUGGUGGACUCACUGGGCUCAAUAAAGCCGAAACUGCCGCUAAAUAUGGUGAAGCUCAGGUACAAAUUUGGCGCCGAAGCUUCGACAUUCCCCCACCUGCAAUGGAGAAAGAUCAUCAAUACUAUGACACCAUAGUCAAUGACCCUCGUUACGCCGGUGACCCGAAACCUGAGGAAUUUCCCAUGUUCGAGAGUUUGAAGCUCACCAUUGAAAGGACACUGCCUUAUUGGAAUAAUGUUAUUGUUCCUCAGAUUAAAGAGGGCAAGAAAAUUAUCAUUGCUGCUCAUGGCAACAGUCUCCGAGGCAUUGUCAAGCAUUUAGAUGAUUUGUCCGAUGCUGCCAUUAUGGAAUUGAAUCUUCCAACUGGCAUUCCAUUUGUGUAUGAAUUGGAUGAGAAUAUGAAGCCUGUUGACUCCAUGGUGUUCCUCGGAGAUGAGGAGACAGUUAAGAAGGCCAUGGCAGCUGUUGCCGCUCAAGGCAAAGCCAAGUAAACAUUAAUGUAAUUGAUAAUAGUAAAUGUUUAUUGUACAUGUAAUGAGAUUUAUGAAACCUGCAAAUGUUGUAUUAAAUUUAAACAUUUAUGAAAUAAUGCUAUUUUUAAUUUCAUUAAAUAUGCUGAUAGUUUGAAUUUUUUUUUAAAGAAUUUAUUUAAUUAGAAUCUCUUGGCAAUGACUGUAUUUGAAUAAAAAAAAUAUUUUUUUGGUUAUAAAAUUGGAAAUUUACUUCUUGUUUAUCAAUGUAAUACAAAUUGUAUUUGAAUAAGGUAUUUUGGUGGCUGGCCAUAUGCCAAAAUGUUUUGUUACCAAGUAAUUUAUAAGAAGCUAUUUAUUGAUAGAGUGCUUAUUUUAUAAUAAAACCGUUAUGAAUAUA